Molecule: messenger RNA, 377 nt
Organism: Aspergillus eucalypticola CBS 122712
Lineage: Eukaryota; Fungi; Ascomycota; Eurotiomycetes; Eurotiales; Aspergillaceae
Exons: 1
Coding region: 105-296 (63 amino acids)
Source: RefSeq, a predicted model, not a curated record
GAUCAAAUAGACUAUCAUGAGCUACCUUGCAACCACAAGCGUAUAUCGGCCGGGCCGUCCGCGGAUUACCUAGCCUUUCCUGAACUAGGAAAUUUAUCCCUCCAAUGAUGGAGGCUCCGGUGAUGCAAAUGACCAUGUGCUUUGGCAGGGUGUCAACGCUCUUGUAUCCUACCGGAGGAGGGUGUAGGUUUCGAGCAGGUAAUCAUCUUGAGAGCCACGAUAUCAAAUCCCGAUCUUGCUCCGACCGAUCCGUUCAACAUUGGUGUCGCGGCUGUGGCGGAAAUAUUCCUUUGUGAUCACGGGACACCUAAUCGGUUUCAAACGAACGGUUUCCAGCUGACGACGCAAGGUGGUAUGCGCCCUUGAUAAUCAGCAAA